Penicillium oxalicum is the source of this 1236-nucleotide messenger RNA. RefSeq names its product DUF3844 domain-containing protein. The coding region runs from base 1 to 1236 and encodes 411 amino acids. Gene Ontology annotation, cellular component: endoplasmic reticulum. Lineage: Eukaryota; Fungi; Ascomycota; Eurotiomycetes; Eurotiales; Aspergillaceae. The record is from RefSeq and is a predicted model, not a curated record. The transcript is spliced from 4 exons.
AUGCAUCUCGUCUCCAAGCUCCUGGCCAUUGCGGCGACGGGUGCAUUGGGGACACAUGCCCUGGAGACAUCUAUAUUCACAUUUCCCUCUUCCACAAGCCCAGAAGAUGGUUCUGUAAAGCUCGAUGAUCAGGUUGUGACGGAGGAUGUGGCGCGGCUGAUUCUGGAGCUUCGUACCGAGUCGUCCUUGCAGUCGGUGCUUGGAAAUGUGAAUUCCGACACAGUGGAUCGUCUCAAUGAGUAUUCCGGUGCUCAGAACUCAUUGUUCGGAGGAGAGGACUCGCAAGCCACGCCGAGCAGGAACUUGGUUCUUUUGGAGGGUAUCAAUGAAGCUGUUGGUUCAAGUCUUCGCAAGGCACAAUCGUCCAGUCUCGUUGUCCCCCAUGCGUCGCCUGAGCUGGUAGAAGGGUCUAUUAUCGAUCGUUUGGAGGUUGGGGAUAUGAAGAAACGCUGCGCUUAUCACUUUGGUGGUGACGAUGCCGUCUCGGAGUCUGUCCAGUCUGCUAAGGACUGUCUGGCCCGGGAUCCUGUGCUGUCUCAAUCUCAGAAUAUAGCCCCAGAGUUCCUGAACCUAAUUGCUUCGCUCGAGGUAUGGUCAAGCAAGGACAACAUGAUGAGUGCUUCCAGGCUCGCUCUCAAGAAAAAGGGAUCCUCCGACGAUGCCCUCGUUUCGAAGUCUCUCGAAUUGCUUUUCCAGAAUAUGGACAAGCUAGCAACUUCCAAUCACCACGAAAUCACUCUGUUGACCAUGCAUACGCCUGCCUCCUCGCCUGAUUUUGGAAAGCUCGCCCGCCGAGACCAUGAACCAACCCGACACUCUCCCUUCGCCACCAGCGCUCAAAGUAUUAUCCAAAAGUCCGCCCAGACCCAGGCUUUGUCCUCCGUACUCGCCCCCGUCUGCCACGCCUCGAACUCAUCUUGUACUGAAACCACCAACAGUUGCUCCGGGCACGGACAGUGCUAUCUCAAGUCUUCCUCUGGGGAUUCCAAGUGUUUCGCCUGCCGCUGCCAGCCCACUGUCCGUACGAGAAGCAAUGGCUCGAAGCAAACCAUUUAUUGGGGCGGCCCAGCUUGCCAAAAGGAGGACAUCAGCUCGCCCUUCUUCUUGAUUGCGGGCGUCACUAUCUUGGUUAUUGUCCUGGUCACUGGUGGUGUGGGGAUGUUGUUCAGCGUGGGCGCAGAAGAACUUCCGAGUGUGAUCGGAGCUGGGAUUACUGGCUCCAAGACCACCGCGUGA